Coprinopsis cinerea okayama7#130 is the source of this 6639-nucleotide messenger RNA. Its product is annotated as aspartate carbamoyltransferase. Bases 1 to 6639 code for a protein of 2212 amino acids. Gene Ontology annotation, molecular function: ATP binding; carbamoyl-phosphate synthase (glutamine-hydrolyzing) activity; metal ion binding. Gene Ontology annotation, biological process: L-glutamine metabolic process; L-arginine biosynthetic process; 'de novo' pyrimidine nucleobase biosynthetic process. Lineage: Eukaryota; Fungi; Basidiomycota; Agaricomycetes; Agaricales; Psathyrellaceae. Gene Ontology annotation, cellular component: carbamoyl-phosphate synthase complex; cytoplasm. The record is from RefSeq and is a predicted model, not a curated record. The transcript is spliced from 10 exons.
AUGUCGUCUUCGUCUACCCAAAAAGAGGCCACUGAGCCCGUCCAACAGCGACCAGAGCUCUCUCGCUCGCCGUCGUUGUUCGCUCAUGUCCCUGCCUCACCCGUCACUGGACCCGUUCAGGACGAUGCCAACGCCGUCGACGGCGUUCUUGAACUGGCUGACGGAACAGCCUACAGAGGUAUCAGCUUUGGUGCUGAAGGAAAGAGCGUUGCUGGCGAAUGCGUUUUCCAGACCGGUAUGGUUGGAUACACAGAGUCCUUGACGGACCCGUCGUACGAAGGCCAAAUCCUCGUCCUCACCUAUCCUCUCUUGGGCAACUACGGUGUCCCAGCACGCCCAGCCUCCUGGGACGACCUCCCCGAACACUUUGAAUCGUCAAGGAUCCACGUCGCCGCUCUCAUUGUCGGAAACUAUACAGAAGACUACAGCCACUUCCUGGCCAGCUCUUCUUUGGGAGCAUGGCUCAAGGAGAACGGUGUCCCCGCUCUUUUCGGUGUCGAUACUCGCGCCCUCACGAAAAGGAUCCGCGAAAAAGGAUCCAUGCUUGGUCGCGUCCUUGCUCGAGCCGACGGCCCUCGAGUCAGCCGUCCCCAGGCCUCCCUCAUCUCAUCCGUCCCAUCCACUCCCUACCCUUGGAGAGAAGAAUACAUCGACAUUCCCUUCAGCAACCCUUACGAGAAAAACCUCGUCGCCCAGGUUUCAAUCGCUGCCCCUCGGGUAUACGCACCCACAUCCACCCCUCGCCUCCACCCCUCCGGUCGUCCCUUGAGGGUUCUCGCCAUCGAUGUUGGAAUGAAGUUCAAUCAGAUCCGAUGCUUCAUCAACCGCGGUGUGGAGCUCAAGGUUGUCCCCUGGGACUACGACUUCCUCGCCGAGUCCGAGCCCUAUGACGGUCUCUUCGUUUCCAACGGUCCAGGUGACCCCACCAAGGUCCCCAUUACCGUCGAGCGCAUCCGCAAGGCCAUGGAGGGCGACAUGCCCAUCUUCGGGAUCUGUCUUGGUCAUCAGCUCAUCUCCCUUGCUGCUGGUGCGAAGACUUCCAAGAUGAAGUAUGGUAACCGUGGUGAAAACAUCCCUUGCACGGACGUUCUUUCCGGCCGCUGUUACAUUACCAGCCAGAACCACGGUUAUCAAGUUGACGCAUCUACAUUGCCCAUUGGUUGGAAGGAACUCUUCAGGAAUGCCAACGAUGAAAGUAAUGAGGGCAUCUACUGCGAGACCAAGCCCUUCUUCUCCGUCCAGUUCCAUCCCGAGUCCAACCCUGGCCCUCGCGAUACCGAGUUCCUCUUCGACGUCUUCAUCCAGAACGUCGCAGACUCUGCGGCCACUGGCUACGUUGGUCCCCUCCAGCUCCCUGGUGGCAAGAAGGAAGACAACGAGAAGCGUGUUCCCCGCGUCAACGUCUCCAAGGUCAUCAUCCUCGGUUCCGGAGGUUUGUCGAUUGGUCAAGCUGGAGAAUUCGACUACUCUGGAUCCCAGGCGAUCAAGGCCCUCAAGGAGGAGGGUAUCUACACCAUCAUGGUUAACCCCAACAUCGCCACCAUCGCUACCUCCAAGGGUCUCGCCGACAAGGUCUAUUUCCUCCCCGUCACCCCCGAUUUCGUGCGCAAGAUCAUCAAGUACGAAAAGCCCGAUGGUAUCUACGUUACCUUUGGUGGACAAACCGCUUUGAACGUCGGUAUCAAGCUCAAGGAUGAGUUCGAGGAACUCGGCGUCAAGGUCCUCGGUACCCCCAUCGAAACUAUUAUCACCACCGAGGACAGGCAGUUGUUCGCUGACGCCAUGGCUGAGAUCGGCGAGAAGUGCGCUGAGAGUUGCACGGCUACCAACUAUGAUGAGGCUCUCGCCGCCGCCAAGAACAUUGGCUUCCCCGUCAUCGUUCGUGCUGCAUACGCUCUUGGUGGAUUGGGCAGUGGUUUCGCCCAAGAUGAGAAUCAAUUGAAGACUCUCUGCGACAAGGCUUUCGCCACCAGCCCUCAGGUCUUGGUCGAGAAGAGCAUGAAGGGAUGGAAGGAGAUCGAGUACGAAGUUGUUCGGGAUUGCCGAGACAACUGCAUCACUGUUUGUAACAUGGAGAACUUCGACCCUCUUGGCAUCCAUACCGGAGACUCCAUCGUCGUCGCUCCUUCUCAAACCCUCUCCGAUGCCGACUACAACAUGCUCAGGACCACUGCCAUCAACGUCAUUCGGCACCUCGGUGUUGUUGGUGAAUGUAACAUCCAGUACGCUCUCAACCCUACCUCGCAGGAGUACUGCAUUAUCGAGGCAAGUCGAAUGUCCUUUAUUUCCACCGGCUACCCUCUUGCCUUCAUUGCCGCCAAGUUGGGUCUCGGAAUCCCGCUCAACGAGAUCAAGAACUCUGUCACCAAAGUCACCUCAGCAUGCUUCGAGCCCAGCUUGGACUAUGUCGUUGUCAAGAUUCCACGAUGGGACUUGAAGAAGUUCAGCAGGGUUAGCAGGUUGUUGAGCAGCAGCAUGAAGAGUGUUGGUGAGGUCAUGGCUAUCGGAAGGACGUUCGAGGAGACGUUCCAGAAAGCUAUUAGGUCUAUUGACGAUCAGUUCUUGGGCUUCGCGAAGAACGCCUUGGUUGAGGAUAUCGACGAAGAGCUUGUCAACCCCACCGAUAAGCGCGUCUUCGCCAUCUCCACUGCGUUCCAUCGUGGAUAUAGCGUCGACAAGGUUUGGCAGAUGACCAACAUUGACAAGUGGUUCUUGAACAAGUUGCAUGAUAUCUUCAAGAUUGAGCAGAAGCUCUCCCUCAGUGUCGAUCUCCUCCGCCGAAGCAAGCAGUACGGUUUCUCGGAUAGGCAAAUCGCCGCUUGCAUCAGCUCGACAGAACUUGCUGUUCGACGUGUCCGACAAGAGAACGGUAUCGCCCCCUUCGUCAAGCAGAUCGACACCGUCGCCGCCGAGUUCCCUGCCUUCACCAACUACCUCUACACCACCUACAAUGCUGUCGAGCAUGACAUCAAGUUCGAAGACCGUGGCAUCAUGGUCCUCGGUUCUGGUGUCUACCGCAUUGGUUCCUCCGUCGAGUUCGAUUGGUGCGCAGUCCGUGCAAUCCGUACCCUCCGUGACCAAGGCAUCCCCACCGUCAUGGUCAACUACAACCCCGAAACUGUCAGUACCGAUUACGACGAGGCCGAUCGCCUCUACUUCGAGAACAUCAGUCUCGAGACCAUCCUCGACAUCUACGAGAUCGAGCACUCCCGUGGUGUUAUCCUCUCCAUGGGUGGUCAGACCCCCAACAACAUCGCUCUUCCUCUCCACCGCCAGAACGUGAAGAUCUACGGCACCUCACCGGAGAUGAUCGAUACCGCUGAGAAUCGAUACAAGUUCUCGCGAUUGUUGGAUGAAAUCGGUGUUGACCAGCCACAAUGGAAGGAGCUCUCGAGCUUCGAGGCCGCUGUUGCCUUCUGUGACUCCGUCGGCUAUCCUGUCCUCGUCCGACCUUCUUACGUUCUUUCCGGCGCCGCCAUGAACGUCGUCUCCACCAAGGACGACCUCGCCAACUACCUCACCCAGGCCGCUGAAGUCUCUCGCGAACACCCUGUCGUCAUCUCCAAGUACAUCGAGCAGGCCAAGGAGAUCGAGAUGGACGCUAUCGCCAAGGACGGCAAGAUGGUGAUGCACUACAUCUCUGAGCACGUCGAGAACGCCGGUGUCCAUUCCGGUGAUGCCACCCUCAUUCACCCUCCUCAAGAUCUCGACCCUCAAACUGUCCGCCAGAUCGAAGAGGCCACGGCGAAGAUCGGUAACGCUCUCAAUGUUACUGGUCCCUACAACAUUCAGUUCAUCGCCAAGAACAACGAGAUCAAGGUCAUCGAGUGCAACCUUCGUGCUGCGAGGAGUUUCCCCUUCGUCUCGAAGGUCACUGGCAUCGAUGCCAUCGAGAUGGCUACGAAGGUUAUGCUUGGCUUGCCUGUCGAAGCGUAUCCUGACCCUGGCCUUCCCUCCGACUAUGUGGGUGUCAAGGUGCCGCAGUUCAGCUUCAGCAGGUUGUCGGGUGCGGACCCUGUCCUCGGUGUGGAGAUGGCCUCGACCGGAGAGGUAGCGUGCUUCGGAAGGGACAAGUACGAGGCCUACCUCAAGGCGUUGAUCUCGACUGGUAUCCACCCUCCCAAGAAGAAUAUUCUGUUCUCGGUGGGAAGCUACAGGGAGAAGCUGGAGAUCUUGCCGUCGGUUCAGAAGUUGAGCGCUGCCGGGUACAACAUCUUUGCUACCUCUGGUACCGCCGACUUCUUGACUGAGCACAACGUUCCUUGCAAGUAUCUCGAGACCCUCGGAUCGGAUGGUGGAGAGCAAAAGUCGGAAUACUCGCUCACUCAGCACCUCGCCAACAACCUCAUCGACAUGUACAUCAACUUGCCGUCCAAGAAUCACUACCGCCGUCCCGCCACCUACGCUAGCAAGGGCUACAGGACUCGUCGCAUGGCCGUUGACUUUGCGAUCCCCCUCAUCACCAACGUCAAGAACGCCAAGAUGCUCGCCGAGGCUCUCAUUCGCAACCUGCCUCUGGACGUGUCCAACGUGGACGCGAAGAGCUCGCACCACACCCAUACCUUCCCUGGUUUGGUGAACGUCGCUGCGUUCGUCCCACAGUUGAUCACUCCGGGCAGCAAGGAGCUUGCGGCUGCUACAGAGGCCUCAAUCCGAAGCGGCUUCACUACUGCUUUGAUCUCUCCUGUUGGAGCGGAUGGUAGCAUCACCACUCGCCAGACGCUCGAGCAAGUCCGUGGAGAGAUCGCGGGAUCUGCUCAUUGCAACAUCGCGUUCAGCAUCACGGCCACUCCGGACAACGUCGAGGCGAUCGAUGAAGAGGUCCAAGCUGAAGUGAAGAGUCUGUUCGUCCCAGCGUCGACACCCGUUUCUGCUGUCGCCGCUCACUUCACGUCCUGGAUUGUGGAGAAGCCGGUGGUCACGGACGCAAAGGGCGCAGAGUUGGCGUCCAUCCUGCUUUUGGCAAGCCUCAACAACUGCAGUGUCCACGUCACCAAUGUCCAGAGCACCGACGAUCUCUUGCUCAUCUCAUUGAGUAAGGCCAAAGGUCUCAAGGUGACCUGCGACGUUUCGAUCUUCUCGCUAUUCUUUACCAAGGACGAGUUCGAUGGCGCCUCCAUUCUUCCAUCGGCCGCAGACCAGAAGGCCCUUUGGGAUAAGCUCGAUAUCAUCGACGCCUUCUCGGUUGGCCCUACUCCGUAUCAACUCGCCAAGGCCUCGAGCGAAGCCGGAUCCGUGUUCUCAGGGACUGAAGAGGCACUCCCCUUGUUGCUGACAGCGGUCGUCGAAGGUCGCCUGACCCUUAAUGACAUUCGCAAGCGUCUGCACGAUAACCCUGUCUCCAUUUUCGGUAUCCCAGAUCAGACCCAGACGACCGUGGACGUUGUUCUUGGCCGAAAGGCACCAUUCAGGAAGCACAGCGAGGCCUGGUCUCCUUUGGAGUUGAGGCCUGUUUCCGCAUUCGUCCACCGUGUGGUCGUUCAGGGCCAGACUCUUUUCUUGGACGGUUCGUUGGUUGCUUCCCAUCAAGGUCGGGAUAUCUCUGCCUUCACGCUUCCCCCUGUUAUUCCAGCCAAGGAACAAGAGAUCAUUGCUCCUCCUGUCGCGACUUCCACCGCCUCUGUUACCAGCCCUGUACCUUCGACUUCGCUUCAGCUUCAGCAGCAGCAACAUCUCCCACCUGUCAGCACGCAUUCAUUAACCCACCUCCAACCCCAUCCAUCAUUCCACCGCCGACACAUUCUCUCCGUCAAGCAAUUCACCCAGCGUGAUCUGUACGACCUCUUCGCUCUCGCCCAUGAAAUGCAGCUCCAGGUUGAGCGCAACGGCACCUUGGACAUCCUCAAAGGAAAGGUGCUAUGCACUGCGUUUUAUGAACCGUCAACUAGGACUAGCUCGUCCUUUGACGCCGCCAUGAAACGCUGCGGUGGUCAGGUGGUUCAGAUUACUGCUGAGACCUCUUCUAUCCAGAAGGGCGAGACCUUGGCAGACACUGUUCGGACGCUGGCUUGCUAUGGAGAUGCCAUCGUGCUCCGUCAUCCCGAUGUAGGAAGCGCGCAGAUGGCUGCCAAAUUCUCUCCCGUGCCGAUAAUUAACGCUGGUGACGGAAUCGGGGAGCAUCCCACACAGGCUCUCUUGGACGUCUACACCAUUAGGUCUGAGCUCGGAACUGUCAACGGACGCACGAUCACAUUGUUGGGUGAUCUCAAGAAUGGUCGCACAGUUCACAGCUUGGUGACGCUCUUGUGUCACUACUCCGUCCGACUCAACUUUGUUUCGCCCCCUUCGCUGGCGAUGCCUUCGAGCGUUGUCUCAGCUGCUCGCAAGGCGGGUAUCCCGGUCACCAUCUGCGAGACCUUGGAUGAGGUUCUGUCAGAUACCGAUGUCCUCUACGUCACCCGGGUUCAGAAGGAGAGGUUCGAAAGCGAAACGGAGUGGUUGCAGGUGAAAGAUGCGUACCGAGUGGAUCACGCCGUUCUUUCACGGGCGAAGGAGGACAUGAUUGUAAUGCACCCAUUGCCUCGGGUUAACGAAAUCGACCCCGAAGUCGACUUUGAUUCCCGCCGUGCCGUCUACUUCCGUCAAAUGCGUUAUGGCCUUUUCAUUCGCAUGGCCCUUUUGGCAAGCGUUCUUGCAUGA